AAGAGUAGCAGAUCCAUGGGGCGACCUGAAACUUUCAAUGUUGCUGUGACUUCUGACCCCCUAAUAUAUUUGACCUGCACUGCAUCCAGUGAGGCUGGGGACCUGCUGAAACCAGUGGAUGAUGUUCUUCAGAGAGUCAAGGACCAGCACAAAACCAACAUGAAGAACAAGUGUGAGAGAUUAAUUGAGGGAAUCAAACUCCAGGAGAAUGAAAGCCUCCUGAACAGGAUCUACACACAGCUCUACAUCAUAGAGGGAGAGAGAGAAGGAGUGAAUGAAGAACAUGAGGUUUUACAGAUGGAGAAAACAGCCAGAACACAACACUCACAAGACACUCCAAUCUACUGCAAUGACAUCUUUAAAGCCUCCGAGGAGAAGAAGAUGAAAAUCAAGACUGUUCUUACUAAAGGCAUCGCUGGAAUCGGAAAAACCGUCUCUGUGCAGAAGUUCAUUCUGGACUGGGCCGAGGGAAAAGCCAAUCAGGAUGUAGAUUUCAUGUUUGUGCUUCCAUUUCGAGAGCUGAACUUGAUCCGAGAUCAUCAGUACAGUCUUCACAGACUUCUGCUGGACUUUCAUCCUGAACUUCAAGAUCUGGACUCAAAGAUUUAUGAGGAGUGUAGAGUUGUGUUCAUCUUUGAUGGUCUGGAUGAAAGCAGAAUCACACUGAUGUUUUCAGACGCUCAUAAAGUUUGUGAUGUGACUGAGACUUCAUCAGUGGCUGUGUUGAUGUCAAAGCUCAUGAAAGGAGAGCUGCUUCCCUCUGCUCUCAUCUGGAUCACCUCCAGACCAGCAGCAGCCAAUCAGAUCCCCUCCAAAUACAUCCACCGUCUGACAAAAAUUCAGGGAUUCACUGAGCCUCAGAAGGAGGAAUAUUUCAGGAAGAGAAUCAGUGAUGAGCAUCAAGCCAGCAGAAUCAUCUCACACAUCAGAAGAGCAAGAAGCCUCCACAUCAUGUGCCACAUCCCCGUCUUCUGCUGGAUCUCAUCCACUGUGCUUCAGAAGCUCCUGGAAGAAGAUCUGAGAGCAGAAAUCCCUCAAACUCUGACUGAAAUGUACAUCCACUUCCUGCUGGUUCAGAUCAACAUGAGCAAGCAGAAGUAUGAAGAGAGAGAUCCAGAGAAACUCCUGCCGUCCAACAGAGAAGUGAUUGUGAAACUUGCUGAAGUGGCUUUCAAACAGCUGAUGAAGGGCAAUGUGAUGUUCUAUGAGGAGGACCUGAUUGAGAGCAGCAUAGACGUCACUGAUGCCUCAGUGUAUUCUGGGAUCUGCACUGAGAUCUUUAAGCAGGAAUCUGUGAUUCAUCAGAGGAAAGUCUACAGCUUCAUUCAUCUGAGCGUUCAGGAGUUUCUCGCGUCUUUCUAUCUGUUUUACUGCUGUUUAACAAAGAACAAGGAGCCACUGCAUGAAUUCAGACCGGCACUGGAUGCAGGAAGGAAGGAGCAAUCUAACAGAUCUGAAGAAGACUCUCUGUAUGAUCUACUUACAUCAGCAGUAGAUAAAACUCUUGAGAGUAAGAAUGGAUGUCUGGAUCUGUUCCUGCGGUUCCUGCUGGGCGUCUCACUGGAGUCCAAUCAGAGACUCUUGCAGGAUCUACUGACACACACACAGAACAGCUCAGAGACCAUCAGGAAAAUUAUUGCUUAUAUCAAAGACAAAAUCAAAGUCAUGAGGACUGCUCCAUACAACAUGUCUACUGAAAAAUCCAUCAAUCUGUUCCUCUGUCUGCUGGAAGUUAAAGAUCAGACUCUGUCCAGAGAGAUUCAGGAGUUUGUGAAAUCAGCCAAACAUUCAAAAACUGAUGUCUCUGCUGCUCGCUGCGCAACAAUCUCCUACAUGCUUCAGAUGUCAGAGGAGACACUGGAUGAACUGAACCUCAAGAAGUACAAUACAUCAGACGAGGGGAGAAGAAGACUGAUACCAGCUGUGAUCAACUGCAGAAAAGCCUUACUUGCUGGCUGUAAUCUCACUGCUCAGCAUUGUGAAAUUGUGUCAUCAGCUCUACAAUCCUCAAACACUGUCAUGAGAGAGCUGGAUCUGAGUAACAAUGACCUGCAGGACUCUGGUGUGGAGCUUCUUUUUAAUGGACUGAAGAGACCGAACUCUCAGUUGGGGAUACUGAGAUUGGGGCUCUGUAAGCUCACUGCUCAGUGUUGUGAGAGAUUGUCAUCUGCUCUUCAAUCAUCAAACUGUGUCCUGAGAGAGCUGGAUCUGAGUUACAAUGACCUGCAGGACUCUGGUGUGGAGAUUCUUUCUGGUGCACUGAAGAGUCCAAAUUGUAAAUUGAACAUAUUGAGAUUGGCCAUGUGUAAAUUCACUGGUCGUUCAUGUGAAACUGUGUCAUCAGUUCUACAAUCUUCAUACUGUGUUCUGAGAGAGCUGGAUCUGAGUAACAAUGACCUGCAGGAUUCAGGAGUGAAGCUGCUUUCUGAUGGACUGAAGAGUCCAAACUGUCAGCUGCAGAUACUGAGGUUGUCUGGCUGUAUGGUGACAGAGGAAGGCUGUGGUUAUUUGUCUUCAGCUCUGAGUUCAAACCCCUCACACCUGAGGGAGCUGGAUCUGAGCUACAAUCACCCAGGACAAUCAGGAGUCCAGCUGCUCAACCGCAAACUGCAGAAUACAAACUGCUCACUACAAACUGAUGUGGAGUGUGGUGGAGAGAUCAGGAUAAGAGCAGGGCUGCAAAAAUAUGCCUGUGAUCUCACACUGGAUCCAAACACAGCAAACAUAUAUCUAGUCCUGUCUAAGGACAACAGAAAGGUGGAACAUAUGAAAGAUCAUCAGCCGUAUCCUGACCAUCCUGACAGAUUUGAGCACUAUCUUCAGGUUCUGUGUGAAGAGAGUCUGACUGGACGCUGUUACUGGGAGGCUGAAUGGAGUGGAGAGGAGGCUAAUAUAUCAGUCACAUAUAAAGGAAUCAGCAGGAAAGGAAGGAGCAAUGAAUGUGUUUUGGGGUACAAUGAAAAGUCCUGGAGGUUAGAGUGCAAACAUGAUAAAUUUACAUCCUGGCACAAGUUCAACAGCACCGUCUUACCCGUCCCUUCACGCCCCUCUAAUAGAGUAGGAGUGUAUGUGGACGUCUCGGCCGGCUCUCUGUCCUUCUACAGCGUCUCUGACACACACACACUCACACACUUACACACAUAUAACACCACAUUCACUGAACCCCUCUACGCUGGAUUUAGCCUUUCUAAAUGUUUGGUGCUUCUGUGCCAAAUCAAAUAAUCUCUAAUAAGCUCAAAUCAGCACUGUUUUGUAUGAACUUCUGUAUGAACUUUACAAAUUAUCUCACAAACAACCAGAUGAAUUAUGAGAUUCUUUGGGCAGCAUAGUCAAAUUGUUAGAGUAUAAUGGUAGAUUCACAACUUAAAAGAGCCAUAAAAUAAAAUAAAGAGGUGUCAGCUGCACAUAGAUU
Carassius auratus (goldfish) is the source of this 3412-nucleotide messenger RNA. RefSeq names its product NACHT, LRR and PYD domains-containing protein 12-like. The record is from RefSeq and is a predicted model, not a curated record. Gene Ontology annotation, molecular function: protein binding. Lineage: Eukaryota; Metazoa; Chordata; Actinopteri; Cypriniformes; Cyprinidae. Bases 16 to 3222 code for a protein of 1068 amino acids. The transcript has 9 exons.